Cottoperca gobio is the source of this 1957-nucleotide messenger RNA. It is a transcript of the gene lratd2a, whose product is annotated as LRAT domain containing 2a. Bases 476 to 1300 code for a protein of 274 amino acids. NCBI's taxonomy places the organism in Eukaryota, Metazoa, Chordata, Actinopteri, Perciformes, Bovichtidae. The transcript has a single exon. The record is from RefSeq and is a predicted model, not a curated record.
UGGCGAUGCCGAGCCCCAGAUCUGCUUUCAGUUCCCCGCUGGCUGUGUUUCUGCUGCACUGUGCGCAGUGUGUGCGCCGUCAUCACAGUGGACUAGUUCACCUGCGCUGUAGACAAAUACACAUUGGAUUUGAACUCUUAUUGUUUCCAUAUGUGGAAGCCGGCAGACGGAACUUUACGCAGGGAAACAGCAGGUGAGUCUACGAGGCUACACCUGACGGAUAAUUCUCCUCGCUGAAUUUGAAAACAGUUUGUUGUUUCCUCCCAACUCCACUUGUUGAUGGGGCACUAACAGGCGACUCCUGUCAGUAACAAAACGGAGAUACACUUAUGCGUAAUUUGGAUAAAACCCUGUCCGACGGCAGGGCGCUGACGUUUUAACCUGUGAGGUGUUGUCGCAGAUGAUGGUGAUGUUUGGCGACCGGUAGCCCGACAUCAGAUCGUAUUACACAGGCUGCUAUCUGGUGAGGAGCGGCAUGGGGAACCAGAUGGACAAACUGUCACAUUUAAGUUACGCAGAAGUUCCCACGGUGGACCCGAACGGCGUGGACACGGAGGACGGUCCACGGAUCGGCGUCUCUUACAUAUUUUCUAACGACGACGACGAGCUGGAGGAUGGCUGCGCGGUCGACGGCUCACAUAAGGACCCGAAUAAGGAAGAGAAACAUUACGAUCAGCGCGACGAGGUGGAGUGCGCCGUCUACAACAGAGAUGAGUGCAUUUACGAGAAGAGAGUCAAGUCUGCCAACCUGGAGGUUUACUCUCCGGAGAAUCUACUAAACAAAUGUAAAGCAGGGGACCUGGUGGAGUUUGUGGCCAACGGGCAGUUCCCGCACUGGGCUGUUUACGUGGGGGACUUCCAGGUGGUGCACCUGCACAGAGCCGAGGUGAAAAAUAGCUUUUUGACAGAUGCAAGUCAAGGUAGGAGGUGUAGGAUUGUGAACGACUUGUAUAAAUUCAAAGCUCUGGGUCCUGACAUGGUGGUGCAGAACGCGAUGGAGCAAGUGGGCUCAAAGGACCGAGAGCUGAGCUGGAGGAACUCCGAGGGCUUUGCCGCCUGGAGCAGGUUCGGCAAGAGGGAGUUUAAAACGGGUGGGGAGAUACGGAUAGGCAAGCAGCCCUACAGGUUGAAAAUAUUCAUAUCUGACACACAUUCGCACGUGUUGGAGUUUCAGAGUUUGGAGGACAUGAUCAUGGAGAAGAGGAGGAACGAUCAUCUGGGCAGGACAGCCGUGUUGCAGGAGCUGGCCACUCACUUCAGCAGCGUGGAGGAGAUGAAAAGUGAGCCAGACGUUGACUGAUGCCCGGCUGCUCUUUUUUGAAUGCGCUUCAAAAAUAAAUGCUUUGCAAGUAGAGUAGCUUUGACCAAACAUAAACUGUUACACCCUGCUUUAAUCUAUAGCAAGCCUUCACUUUAUUUCAUUUUUAAUUGGAGCACACAUGUCAUCAUUUCUACUCGGGUCAUUUUUGUUUUGUUUUCACGUGAGUCUAUAAAAAUGUUAAUGCCUUAAAGCCACAAUCAUCAACAUCCUCAGAUGCGUAAUGGCCUUAGCAAUUAUGAGUUCAAUUAUCUGGGAAAAAUUGAAUUGAUUGAAUUAGUUAGUAGGCUUGUUUGUAGCUCCGCCUCACCACACAGAAUGUAUAGUUUUUAUAAAAUCUUUACACAUUUGUCUCAAACUGUCAUGAUUCUGCAAGUAGAGUGAAUGUUUCUCUAUUUAUAAUGUGUCCCGUUACUUGAUCCUUGUGUGCCCUCAGCUCAACCCAGACAGAAAUGUGUCAGAGCUGCUCGCUGAAUACAAGAAGGAUUCUUUCUGCCUUUUCUUAAGGGUAAUUCUCACACCAGCAACAUGUUGGAGAAAAUGUUGUGUAGCUGGUCUUGUGUUACACUGAUCAAAGUCUGUCUUUACUGUACCCAAAGUUCAAGUAAACCAUGACCCCUUGUCUCUUUUUGAAAUGAC